This is a messenger RNA of Drosophila willistoni, 3494 nucleotides long. RefSeq names its product calcium-transporting ATPase sarcoplasmic/endoplasmic reticulum type (gene SERCA). NCBI's taxonomy places the organism in Eukaryota, Metazoa, Arthropoda, Insecta, Diptera, Drosophilidae. The record is from RefSeq and is a predicted model, not a curated record. Gene Ontology annotation, biological process: calcium ion transmembrane transport; intracellular calcium ion homeostasis. Gene Ontology annotation, cellular component: membrane. Bases 236 to 3244 code for a protein of 1002 amino acids. The transcript has 10 exons. Gene Ontology annotation, molecular function: ATP hydrolysis activity; P-type calcium transporter activity; ATP binding.
AAAAAAUUCAGUACUUAACACGCAGUGCGUUCUUUGUUUUGAAUGAAUUACGGAGAAUUCUAAAUUGAUACAUCUAAAUUUGUAAAAAAUAAAUUGCGUUUUAUUCGCAAAUCACUGCCGCCGCCACGGUUGUACAAAGUGACACGUGUGUGAAUCUCAUAAGUCGAGACGACGACAGCGACGUUCGCGAGCGAGGACAGGCUAAGCCACUGAACGCAGAGGAUAACAACUCAAGAUGGAAGACGGUCACUCGAAAACCGUCGAUCAAGCGCUAAACUUCUUUGGCACAGACCCUGAGCGCGGUCUCACUGUUGACCAGAUCAAAUCUAACCAGAAAAAAUAUGGACCAAAUGAAUUGCCCACUGAAGAAGGAAAGAGUAUUUGGCAGCUAGUCUUAGAGCAGUUCGAUGAUCUUCUGGUGAAGAUUUUGCUUUUGGCCGCCAUCAUUUCAUUCGUUUUAGCCCUGUUUGAAGAGCACGAAGACACGUUCACUGCAUUUGUAGAACCCUUAGUAAUUUUACUUAUUCUGAUAGCAAAUGCGGUAGUCGGUGUUUGGCAAGAAAGGAAUGCUGAAUCCGCCAUUGAGGCUCUGAAGGAAUAUGAGCCAGAGAUGGGAAAGGUUGUCCGUCAGGACAAGUCUGGCAUCCAGAAGAUCAGAGCGAAAGAGAUUGUUCCCGGUGAUCUUGUUGAGAUCUCUGUUGGUGACAAAAUCCCCGCCGAUAUUCGCAUCACUCACAUCUAUUCGACAACACUCAGAAUCGAUCAGUCCAUUCUUACUGGUGAAUCGGUCUCUGUCAUCAAGCACACCGACGCCAUUCCCGAUCCACGUGCCGUCAAUCAGGAUAAGAAGAACAUCCUGUUCUCCGGUACCAAUGUUGCCGCUGGCAAGGCUCGCGGUGUUGUAAUUGGCACUGGACUCUCCACUGCCAUUGGCAAGAUCCGUACUGAAAUGUCUGAGACUGAAGAGAUCAAGACCCCAUUGCAACAGAAACUGGAUGAGUUCGGUGAGCAAUUGUCGAAGGUUAUCUCGAUCAUUUGCGUUGCUGUCUGGGCCAUCAACAUUGGACACUUCAACGAUCCCGCCCACGGUGGUUCCUGGAUUAAGGGUGCCAUCUACUACUUCAAGAUUGCCGUCGCUCUGGCUGUCGCUGCCAUUCCUGAGGGUCUUCCUGCUGUUAUUACCACCUGUUUGGCUUUGGGUACUCGCCGUAUGGCCAAGAAGAACGCCAUUGUGCGCUCCCUACCUUCCGUUGAGACCUUGGGCUGCACCUCAGUUAUCUGCUCUGAUAAAACCGGCACACUCACCACCAACCAGAUGUCCGUCUCCCGCAUGUUCAUCUUCGACAAAGUUGAGGGCAAUGACAGCAGCUUCCUUGAAUUCGAGCUGACUGGCUCCACAUACGAACCCAUUGGUGAGCUCUUCCUGGGCGGCCAACGUGCCAAGGCUAGCGAUUACGACACACUCCAGGAACUGUCCACCAUUUGCAUCAUGUGCAACGACUCUGCCAUUGAUUACAAUGAAUUCAAACAGGCCUUCGAGAAGGUUGGUGAAGCCACCGAGACUGCCCUUAUUGUGUUGGCCGAGAAACUGAACUCCUUCAAUGUCAACAAGGCUGGUUUGGAUCGCCGCUCUGCUGCUAUCUGCGCCCGUGCUGAAAUUGAAACCAAAUGGAAGAAGGAAUUCACCCUGGAAUUCUCCCGCGAUCGUAAAUCUAUGUCCUCUUACUGCACACCAUUGAAGGCUUCCCGCCUGGGCACUGGACCCAAACUCUUCGUUAAGGGCGCACCUGAAGGUGUCUUGGAACGUUGCACACACGCCCGUGUCGGCACCAGCAAGGUGCCAUUGACAUCGGCUCUUAAGGCCAAGAUCUUGAGCCUGACUGGCCAAUACGGUACUGGACGCGAUACUCUCCGUUGCCUCGCCUUGGCCGUUGCCGAUAGCCCAAUGAAGCCCGAUGAAAUGGAUCUGGGAGACUCCACCAAGUUCUACCAAUAUGAAGUCAACCUAACCUUUGUCGGUGUCGUCGGUAUGUUGGAUCCCCCACGUAAGGAAGUCUUCGACUCCAUUGUCCGUUGCCGUGCCGCUGGUAUUCGUGUCAUUGUGAUCACUGGUGAUAACAAGGCUACCGCUGAGGCUAUUUGCCGUCGUAUCGGUGUGUUCACCGAAGAUGAAGAUACCACUGGCAAGUCCUAUUCUGGUCGCGAAUUCGAUGACUUGUCCCCAGCUGAACAGAAGGCUGCCGUGGCCCGCUCUCGUCUAUUCUCCCGUGUGGAACCCCAGCACAAAUCGAAGAUUGUUGAGUUCUUGCAGGGCAUGAACGAAAUCUCUGCCAUGACUGGUGAUGGUGUCAACGAUGCCCCCGCCUUGAAGAAGGCUGAAAUUGGUAUUGCUAUGGGCUCUGGUACCGCUGUGGCCAAAUCUGCCGCCGAAAUGGUCUUGGCUGAUGAUAACUUCUCCUCCAUUGUGUCUGCCGUUGAAGAAGGUCGCGCUAUUUAUAACAACAUGAAACAGUUCAUCCGUUACCUCAUUUCCUCAAACAUUGGUGAGGUCGUCUCUAUUUUCUUGACUGCUGCUCUUGGUCUGCCCGAAGCUUUGAUUCCAGUCCAGCUCUUGUGGGUCAACUUGGUUACUGAUGGUCUACCAGCCACAGCUCUUGGUUUCAACCCACCUGAUCUGGAUAUCAUGGAGAAACCCCCACGCAAGGCCGAUGAGGGUCUCAUUUCCGGAUGGCUAUUCUUCCGUUACAUGGCUAUUGGCUUCUAUGUUGGUGCCGCCACAGUUGGCGCUGCUGCAUGGUGGUUCGUCUUCUCUGCAGAGGGUCCCAAUCUAACCUACUGGCAGUUGACUCACCAUCUGUCCUGCUUGGGCGGUGGCGACGAGUUCAAGGGUGUCGAUUGCAAAAUCUUCAGUGAUCCACAUGCAAUGACCAUGGCUCUUUCCGUUCUUGUCACAAUUGAGAUGUUGAACGCAAUGAACAGCUUGUCUGAGAAUCAGUCCCUGAUUACAAUGCCUCCAUGGUGCAACUUGUGGUUGAUUGGUUCAAUGGCACUUUCCUUCACUCUUCACUUUGUUAUUCUUUAUGUGGAUGUCCUCUCUACCGUCUUCCAAGUGACACCGUUGUCUGCAGAGGAAUGGAUAACUGUGAUGAAAUUCUCAAUUCCUGUAGUUUUAUUAGAUGAAACAUUGAAGUUUGUUGCUAGAAAAAUCGCAGAUGUUCCUGACGUCGUCGUCGACAAGUGGUAAAGGUUGCCCCAAUAAAUACAACCGAUACGUACUAUAUGUGGAAAUGAAUGUGAAGGAUGACAGAUUUUUCUACCCUUUAUCAUUCGUGUAUUAAUCGCUCAGCCAGCCCUGUUAUUUUGCAACUGCAAUUUUAAAUCUGACAUAAACUAAAUUAUUAUUUGCUUUAAAAAGUAAACUAUUAAUGGAUAACAUUUUGAACUGUGGGUUUAGUAAGAUCGAAUUAAAUAAAUACAAUAUAUACCAACUACAA